Linum tenue is the source of this 2049-nucleotide messenger RNA. The record is from the annotation of a GenBank genome assembly. NCBI's taxonomy places the organism in Eukaryota, Viridiplantae, Streptophyta, Magnoliopsida, Malpighiales, Linaceae.
AAUGGAUCAUGUAUCCCGGCCCCCUUUCCAACGAUCACUUCUUCGUUUUCUAUCUUACCUCACUAAUCCAUCUUCUUCCCGUUCCUCCCUCCCUCCCUCCCACCACAACCCUUAUUCCUCCCGCCAAUCCGUCGCUACAAUGACUGAUAUUCUCCUCACAUGCCCAGAAAAUUUGAUGGAGGUAAGGCAGAGGAUUACCGACUUGUUGAAGAUGCUUUCUACUUACCCUAGCGAGAAUCUGGAAGGCGUGAAUGACGAGGGGUUGACGUGGAGCAUGCUUAUCGAGAUUGCGGCGAUUCAAAUCGAUAGCAAGAUAUCAUCCUUCGAAGGCAACAAAAACGAGAUCUAUCGCGGGGCGCGCUUAUUGACCGACGUAAGCUGGAGCUUGAGAUAGAACUACCGAUGCCCUCCGUCGAAUUCCAUCUCGAGAAGACCGAUGACCGGCUUCCCGUAUUGACCGACAGUGUGAGGAGAAGGAUUGAAGAGAUGCCGAAGCUGGAGGCAGAGGAGGACGGGGAGAGUGAUGACGGCCAGUUUCUCGAGGUCAGCAUGGCCUCUAUGAUCUCCUGCUUCCUGAAGAUACGCGAAACACUGAUCUCCAUCCAGGAAACUGCUACAGCCUGCGGGAAGACGAACAAACUGAAAGACUUGGCGGAGUCCUACAAUGACCAAGUAGUUGCCUUCGAAACCAGCAAGGGCAGAAUCGCCCAAGCGCUGCACGACAUCAGCGACGCCUUGAUCAAAGAGAUCGAGCCCCACCGGCAGCAUGUGGAGCUGGUGCACUUACAGCUCAACACCCCUUCCAAAGAGAUCUCUUAUGACCUCCCCCAUGUUAUCCGUGUAGUACGACCUCGAGCUGCCCGUUCUGUGAGCAAACGAGCCCGAUCUGUGAGCAAACGGUCUGAUUGAAUGAUGAUCCUGUGGCAGCAAUGCAACUGCUACUUGAUGGAUGCUGGCUUACUGAAGUGGACGCAAAAUAAUGUUGUCGUUUUCGUUUUCUUAAAGACUCUCUGUAUUUGGUGCCUAUGUUCUGGAAGUGGAGAUUGACAUUUGUUUUUGUGGUUCGAUGGUGCAACAUUUAGUUGCCAACUGAUUGACAUCUGCAUAUCUUCUGAACCAAUAAUCGAAUUUUCAUCUAUACGAUAUUCAACUUGAUUUGGUUGCAAACUGAAACAAAGUGUUUUGUCUUUAAACUAAGCAACAGCAGAAACAAACUGACCAAAACAUUGGACCCGAAUUGAAUCAACAGACCAAGGGUCGAACUAACAAGGGCAGCCUGAAGAUUCUACACUUCUUGAUGUCCAGAGAAGAGAUCGGACGAGGAAUAAGGCGGUCACCUGGAACAGCAGGAUGCAAAGCCACCAGAUUUCUUUGAUCCGUCGUUUCCAUCGUUGGAUAUGGUGACCCUGUUUAAGGACAAUUCGGCCUUGUAUGCAUCUGAGUUCAGGACCUUCCUGCUCACAUUGUUGUAGAUCUCUCGGAUCACGAUCUCGAAGGCCUUUUUAACGUUGGUCGAAUCGAGUGCAGAUGUCUCCAUGAAGAAUAGGCCUUCUUCUUCUGCGAGGGUCUUGCCAUCUUCAAUGCUCACAUCUCUAAUGUUGUCCAAGUCACAUUUAUUGCCCACAAGCAUUUUGGCCACCGUGGUAUCAGAAUGCAUUUUGAGCUCGUCCAGCCAGCGUCCGACGCUCUCGAAGGUGGUCUUGCGGCUGAUGUCGUAGACGACGAGCGCGCCGACGGCGCCCCUGUAGUAAGCAGAGGUGACGGCGCGGAACCUCUCCUGGCCGGCGGUGUCCCAAAUCUGGGCCUUGACCUCCUUGCCGUCGAUUUCCAUGCUCUGGGUCUGGAAUUCGACGCCAAUGGUGGCCUUGGAGUGGAGGUUGAACUCGUUCCGCGCGUAGCGGGACAAGAGGUUGGACUUCCCGACGGCAGAGUCGCCGAUUAUGACGAUCUUGAACAGGUACUCCUCGCCUCCCUCCUCGUCCGACGACGACAUGCCUUCUCUCGCUUCGGUGGUUGUUUUCUGGUGGACGGCGGCGGAGAGAGAAUGGG